Messenger RNA from Anthonomus grandis grandis, 2588 nucleotides. It is a transcript of the gene nAChRalpha4, whose product is annotated as acetylcholine receptor subunit alpha-like. Gene Ontology annotation, molecular function: acetylcholine-gated monoatomic cation-selective channel activity; transmembrane signaling receptor activity. Lineage: Eukaryota; Metazoa; Arthropoda; Insecta; Coleoptera; Curculionidae. The record is from RefSeq and is a predicted model, not a curated record. Gene Ontology annotation, cellular component: synapse; neuron projection; postsynaptic membrane. The transcript has 11 exons. Bases 93 to 1886 code for a protein of 597 amino acids. Gene Ontology annotation, biological process: regulation of membrane potential; chemical synaptic transmission; signal transduction.
CCUCCCGGGCGAAUGAGGCGACUCGCGAACACUUUUAACCCAAUAAUAAUAAUAAUUAACGUGAUAAAACAUCAAAGAAAACGAAGAACAACAUGAAGAAUUCCGGCUGGAAAAACUGGAUAAUGUGGUGCGUCGCGACGUCGGUACUUUUAGCGGGUCACCACCUCACGACGGUACUCGCCAAUCCGGACGCCAAACGGUUGUACGACGAUUUGCUCAGUAACUAUAAUAAGUUAGUGCGACCCGUGGUGAACACUUCGGACGUUCUUCGGGUGUGCAUCAAGCUCAAGUUGAGUCAGCUUAUUGAUGUGAACUUGAAGAACCAAAUCAUGACUACGAAUCUAUGGGUGGAGCAGGUAAAAAAUAUUAAAUAUUUUUUUAAUAUAAAUAUAUUCAUCGUGUAUAUAUUCCUUCAGUCAUGGUACGACUAUAAGUUGAGAUGGGAACCCAAGGAGUACGGCGGGGUGCAUAUGCUCCACGUGCCCUCCGAUCACAUCUGGAGACCGGACAUCGUACUUUAUAAUAACGCCGACGGUAACUUUGAGGUGACCCUCGCGACCAAAGCGACCAUUUACCAUCAGGGGUUGGUCGAGUGGAAACCCCCGGCCAUCUACAAGAGCUCGUGCGAAAUCGACGUCGAAUAUUUCCCGUUCGACGAGCAGACUUGCGUGUUGAAGUUUGGUAGUUGGACGUACGAUGGGUUCAAGGUCGAUCUGCGUCACAUGGACGAAAAAGCGGGCAGCAACAUCGUGGACGUCGGGGUGGACCUAUCGGAGUUUUACAUGUCAGUCGAAUGGGAUAUUUUGGAAGUACCUGCCGUAAGAAACGAGAAGUUCUACACGUGCUGCGACGAACCUUACCUGGACAUCACGUUCAACAUAACCAUGCGAAGGAAAACCCUCUUUUACACCGUCAACAUCAUCAUUCCGUGCAUGGGCAUCUCUUUUCUAACCGUGCUUACCUUCUACUUACCCUCGGACAGUGGUGAGAAGGUGACACUGUCGAUCUCAAUCCUGAUUAGUCUCCACGUGUUCUUCCUGCUAGUAGUGGAAAUCAUCCCGCCAACCUCCUUGGUCGUUCCCCUGUUAGGGAAAUACCUGAUCUUCGCCAUGAUCUUAGUUUCCAUAAGUAUAUGUGUGACCGUGGUGGUGCUAAACGUCCACUUCCGGUCACCACAGACCCACCGGAUGUCACCGUGGGUAAAACGCGUUUUCAUCCACAUCUUGCCGAGACUUUUGGUUAUGAAGAGGCCCCAGUACGUGUUCGAUACCCACAGUAGAUUCAUGACCAACCGACUAUUAUCCACCAGCGGUACCAACAUCUCCACCUCUUGUAUAUACCCGUAUCACACGACCGUGAGGAGACCCAGUUGCAGCCCUAAGAGACGGAUGCCGCCACCCACCAGCAGGACACCCUCGAGGGAAAACAUUUCGCACAGUUUAUCAGAUGGUGGUCCCUUUGGUAGCACGUGCCAAAUACACGGUCCGAUGGCCUCCACCCCCGCCACCGGUUCCGAAGACAUCACGGAGUCGCUGGAUAACGGUAGUACGGAGGGCCCCGCCGGCGGUCUUAAGAGCCCCCUUUUGCUCAAAAAUCCCGCGUUCAGUCACUCCAAGUGUCCCCUGGAGGUGCACAAGACUUGUUUCUGCGUCAGGUUCAUCGCGGAACAUACGAAAAUGGUGGAGGAUUCAACGAAGGUGAAAGAAGAUUGGAAGUACGUUGCUAUGGUCCUGGAUCGGUUGUUCCUUUGGAUAUUUACGUUGGCGGUGCUAGUGGGUACUGCUGGAAUAAUCCUGCAGGCACCCUCACUGUACGACGACCGCACCCCGAUCGACAAAAAGUUCAGCGAGUUCGCCACCACUGUUGUCAGAUGUCCCCCUCCUUAGAGCCUUAAUAACAAAAUUAAAAAAAAAAAAUUGAAUUUUUAAUUUUAUACGACGAAAAAAACCCAAUUUAUCAAUUUGUAAUUGUUAUAGAGAGUAUUUUGGUAUUAUAUAGGGUUGCCUCUAUAAAACCAUAUUAUUAUAUAGUAGGUAGGCAUUGAAUUGUUAAAUAAUUUAUAAAAAAAAAAAAUGGCCCCUGUCCCCCUACCCUUAUUCGCUGCUUAUGACUUGGGGGAGGGAUUUUAUUAAAUUUUAUAAAAAUUUGUAUUAUGGUGAAAAAGGCUUUUAACGUUAAGGCAUUUUAGUACUUAGGGUCAAUAGUUUUACAGCUAAGGGAGGUUAUAAACCGCUCUAUUUGGAGUGUAUUCCAUCUUAAAUUUGGAUUAGUAGGUGUUUUUUUGGAACACCCUGUAUAGUGUUAAUGGAUUUAGAGCGGAGUAUAUGGUUUUUAAUGCAUAAUCUUAAGAAAUACGAUGUCUCUUUUCUUCAAAUUCUGCCCUUCCAAAAUCUUCCUUAAGAGUCCCAAUUUUUAUUUAUUUUGAAUACCGACCUGGAAUUUUUUUGAAAAAUUUAUAUUAAAAAAGUUAUUCCAGGUCCUGUCUUGAAUUAAAAAAAAACACGAAUUUUUCAAAUAAAGUCUUAUGUCCAUUUUUUUUGGAAUGUCUUUCUUAAGAGCCCCAGUUUUAUUGAAAAAUCCAUCUUAAU